This is a messenger RNA of Drosophila grimshawi, 1940 nucleotides long. RefSeq lists its product as uncharacterized. The coding region runs from base 20 to 1819 and encodes 599 amino acids. Lineage: Eukaryota; Metazoa; Arthropoda; Insecta; Diptera; Drosophilidae. The transcript has 3 exons. The record is from RefSeq and is a predicted model, not a curated record.
CAGAAAACCACACGCAAAAAUGCGUUUCCUUGUUGUGUCAACGCUUUUGUUGGCCUCAUUGGCAGCCGGCCAAAAUGCAGAUGCUAUCGAAAUACAAAAGCAAAGGCUGGUCAAAUUUCCCGAGGAGUUUGAUCCGAAUGUGGCGCCGCCAACGUCCGACAAAGCGGACGAGGCCAAGCGCAUUCUCGAGCAGAUAGCCAAGGUGAACGAGGCCUUUGGCUAUGUGAAGAAGAGGCCCAAUCAGCCAAAGCUGCCGCCCAUACUCGACUCCAGUCAGUAUCUGUUCCCCAAGCCCGCCCAACAGCCCUUCCAUGCCCAGCAGCAUCACUUCUCGGGCAGCAUGGGCCAAACCUUACUGGAGCCUUCCAUACGCGCCGUCAAGCUAACAAGGAAUGCAAUGCCCCCAAAGCAGCAGUUAUAUUUCCGACCCAAUCGUGUGCAGCUGCCGAAGCCCAGCUCUGAGCAGGAGGCUAAACAGCUGCCCGCCCACUUUGUCAUACCGGUUCAUCUGUACAAGCUAAACAAGGAGCAGUAUUUGCGGGAGCAGGCACCUCAAGAGUAUCGCAUCAAGGGCUACAAGAUCAUUGGCGAUGUGGACAGCUUCUAUGGCAAGGCCAAGGCAAUGAACGAGAAACAGAACAAGAAGCAGACCAAGAGUACGCCCAAAUAUCAUUUAUUCUUUCUGCCCAGAGAGUUAGCGCUAAAUGAAGAUGGCACGCUCAAGCGUGGCACAGCAAGCACCACCACUGCAACCACCAAAAUGCCUACAGGCACCAAAGAAUCUCGUGUAGAUUCGCGUGAAAAGCAAACAACUAAGCCACAAACACAAUCACAAUCCCAAUCUCAAACUCAAUCACAGCCACAACGUAUUCCCGGCGUGGUCGCUCCUACUACGCAUAGCAAUCGCAAGCGGAUUAACGCUGCCAACACCAUCAAACCCAAGGAAGCGGAACAAAUGCUGCCGAAGGUCACCUCAGCGCCUAUUCAUAGCACCUCAGAUCUGCUAUCUACAUUGCCACCGGCAGGUGGCCUGCUAAAUAAUCGAAAUCGUUUGAGCGUGUUCCGCGUGCCCAACGUCAAUCUGGCCCAGAUGCAGAAUCAAACGUCAACAGCAAUCAAGAACGCCUUUCAGAAUAUAUUCAAAAUGCCCUUCAGCACACCCACUGCCCUGACGGGAACAACGGCCGCGCAGCAGCCGGUGAUGUUACAGAGUACACCACUACAACCACCUGAACAUAGCGAUUCGCUUCAGGACGAUUACAAGUGGGAUGAUGAGAAGGAGGGUGGCGGCGAUGGCAGCGAUCUCGAUACCCUCGAGCAAAUUGAGAACACAGCCGCCGAACAGGAUAGCAGCGUUGCUGCCGAGAAGCAUCUGUUUGCGCACAAGCACCAUCAGUUGAUGAACACCAUCGGCACAGUGGCCACCGCCCAUCAUGGCACACAGAAACAGGCUCUGCGCGAGGGCGGCAUCAUCAUACAGCGCUUGAAGGUGCGCAAGGGCGGUAUUGCGAUUGCUGGCCCAGGAGGCGUGGCAACGGCCGGCAGUGGGGGUACAGCGAUUGUGGGACCCGGCGGCUAUGCACUGACACAUCCACGCAGCCUGACCAUAGCCGGUCCCGGUGCCAAAGUGAUUUCGAUACCCUCCGACGUAGACUUAAAGGAUGCACUGCUGCGCACAGAUGUGGGAGCAAAGAGUUUUCCACGCGAGGGUAAAGUGGUGGCCAUCGGACCCACUGUCUAUUAUGCACCGCCCACUGGCAAGUUGUCAGUGGAUUACGACGACGACGAGAUGAAUGAGGAGUUUGAGUCACUAUCUUAACUGCCCAGCUAGGAAAUUGUUGUAGCCCUCUAAAAGCAAAAUCACACACAACAAAAUAAAAUAGAUAAUUGAUUUGUAGGGUUGCGCAACAGUUGAGAAUUGUGGCUAUGUUCGAUUUUAA